Messenger RNA from Canariomyces notabilis, 1785 nucleotides. RefSeq lists its product as uncharacterized. Lineage: Eukaryota; Fungi; Ascomycota; Sordariomycetes; Sordariales; Chaetomiaceae. Gene Ontology annotation, cellular component: lipid droplet; endoplasmic reticulum membrane; mitochondrial outer membrane. Gene Ontology annotation, biological process: ergosterol biosynthetic process. Bases 189 to 1640 code for a protein of 483 amino acids. The record is from RefSeq and is a predicted model, not a curated record. The transcript has 2 exons. Gene Ontology annotation, molecular function: 3-beta-hydroxysteroid 3-dehydrogenase (NADP+) activity.
ACCAGCACCAAUUCGCCUAGACAACCGUUGCCGGUUGCACCAAGUUUGACACUGGCAGUAAAUAGUGCUGGCACAUCAACGCUAAGGUAACUUAGCUUACAUGCCACCUCACUGACCUUUCUGCCGAGUGCGCUUCCCCUGUCAGUUAAACCUUACCAUCUCAGAACCGCGAAAUCCCCCACACAACCAUGGCUCCAGCACCUUGGGACGGGCUCCCAAGCCAGGACACCUUGUUCGUCUUGGUAACUGGCGGCAACAGUGGCAUUGGCUUUGGCAUAGGCGAGCGUCUCAUUGACGAAUAUAUCACAAAACGAUCCCUGUCGUCGCACCUCAUUGUGAUACCUACCACACGGAGUACCAAGAAGUCCCAGGAAACCAUCGACGGCCUCCGAAAGCACACAAAAGAGUUCGCCGCUACGUCCAAGGCGCUACGGUCACGAGCCGGGCCAGGCUACGACCCAAAGCAGACCACUCGCCGAGUUCAUAUCCUCAGUGUCCAGGUUGACCUGUGCAACUUACCCAGCAUCCGCCGCGCUGCGAAUCAGCUCCUCUCCGGCACGCUCACCAGCCUCAGCGACGAUGACCACUUCGAGUCACUAGUCGACGUGAAGAUCCCACGCCUGGACGCGGUAAUAUUCAACGCCGGCAUUGGAGGAUGGGACGGGCUCGACUGGCCCAAGGCCUUCCACAAUAUUCUUACCAGAGGCCUCGUCAGCGCCACAACAUGGCCUACGUUCAAGGCGGCCAAGGGGGGCCACCUCAUCGACCCUCUGCAAGGCACCAAAGGGAGCAGUAGUUCCAACAACCCGCAGAUGGGCGAGGUGUUUUGCGCCAACGUGUUCGGGCACUACCUGUUUGCGCACUGGCUCGUGCCCCUCCUCAGUCGGCCGAGCAGCAGCACCCUGCCGCCGAGCCGCAUCAUCUGGGAGACGAGCGUCGAGCCAGACUGGCCGUGCCUAUCCCUGGACGACUUCCAGGCCGUCAAGAGCAAGGCUGCGUACGAGUCCACGAAGCGACUGACGGACGUCUUGGCCCUGACGGCGUCUCUCCCGUCCUCGAGGCCGUUUGUCGACCGAUACCUCGGCAUCACGCCGGCGCCACGGGACAAGAACAAGGGCCAGGCAGCAACCGGCGGCUCUUCGCAGCCGGCCACCACCCCGCCUAAAAUUUACUUAGUCCACCCAGGCGUCGUUCAGACCACCCUCUUCCCCCUCAAUGCCUUCAUGCACUUUUGGUACAUGGUCGUCCUGUACAUCGCCCGCUGGCUCGGCUCCCCCUGGCACCCCAUCACCAGCUACAAAGGUGCAUGUGCGCCGGUAUGGAUGGCGCUGCAGGAGCAGUCAUGGCUGGACGCGGUGCACGCCGAGCGCAUCAAGUGGGGGAGCAGCACCAACAUCAAGGGAGAGUGCCGGGUCAAAAAGACAGAGGUGGACGGCUGGGGCUGGGAGGGCAAGGUGGAGGAGAUGAUGGCGCUAAAGCAGCAGGGGAAGCUGUCUGGGCGGAAAUGGAGCGCCGUCGACGUCACCGAGGAGAAGCUGAUCGAGUUUAAGGAACUCGGCGCGACUUGCUGGCAGAAGAUGGAAGAAUUGAGGGAGGAGUGGGAAGCAAGGCUCGACGCUGCCGAGGCCGGCAGGUCCUGAAGGCAAUGCGUCUACCAUUAUGAUACUAAUUGCGAUGUCCUAGAACGCCGGAGAUGGUGCGAGAUACGACGCAUAUGCGGUAAAAAAUCUCCCUCAAAGCAGCGUAGCUAAUCAUUAAUACAAUAUACCCACUACAAGCCAAGAU